Molecule: messenger RNA, 3257 nt
Organism: Diabrotica virgifera virgifera (western corn rootworm)
Lineage: Eukaryota; Metazoa; Arthropoda; Insecta; Coleoptera; Chrysomelidae
Product: lysosomal alpha-mannosidase
Exons: 17
Coding region: 103-3093 (996 amino acids)
Biological process (GO): mannose metabolic process
Cellular component (GO): lysosome
Molecular function (GO): carbohydrate binding; alpha-mannosidase activity
Source: RefSeq, a predicted model, not a curated record
GAUUUAUCAAUAAAUGUGAUCUUAAAAAUAUGUAUAGCUUUGAUUAAUUCUCCGGUAACAUUAUAUUUCUCAUCUAUUGCUAAAAGUUGAUGUUAGUUCAAUAUGGAAAGAAAAAGAUAUAUUUCCUUCAUUUUUCUCUUUGUCUCGAUACUAGAAGUAAACUCGGACUAUUUGGAUUCUUGUGCCACUAAGGCGUGUUCCAACAUAGAGCCAGAUAAAAUAAAUGUUCAUCUGAUUCCACAUUCUCAUGAUGAUGUUGGAUGGUUAAAAACUAUUGAAGAUUAUUUCUAUGGAGAAAGAAACGAUAUACACAACGCUGGUGUACAAUAUGUCUUGGAUUCUGUUUUACAAGCUCUUAGGCAAAACGACAAAAGAAGAUACAUACAAGUUGAGACAGCCUUUUUCUGGAAAUGGUGGCAAAUCCAACCGGAAAACAAAAGAGAGUUGUUCAAAAAAUUCGUUGACAAUGGGCAGAUUGAAAUGGUUGGAGGAGCAUGGUCAAUGAACGACGAAGCCUGCGUUAACUAUCAAUCAACUAUCAACCAAUUUACAUGGGGUCUAAGGCUACUCAACGAUACUUUAGGUGAAUGUGGACGUCCCAAGGUUGGAUGGCAAAUAGAUCCGUUUGGCCAUAGCAGAGAGCAAGCCUCGUUAUUUAAACAAAUGGGAUAUGAUGCCAUAUUCUUUACACGUCUAAGCCAAGAUGAUAGAUUGGCUAGAAAACAUACACAAGAUUUGGAGUUCCUGUGGACGAGCAAUGAUAAUUUUGAGGACAGCAAUAUAUUCACCAGUAUUAUGGACAGCUAUUAUGCACCAAGUGAUUUCUGCUGGGAUUAUCUUCAGUGCAACUCAGACGCCAUCAACGAUGAUCCUGACAGUUUUGACUUUAACUUAGAUAAAAAGGUUGAAGAGUUUGCUGCUCAUAUUGCAAACUAUUCUUCAUAUUUUAGAACCAACAACAUUUUGUAUGCCAUGGGUGGCGAUUUUCAGUAUCAAGCAGCUGAAAUUAAUUAUUUAAAUAUUGACAAGCUAAUAAAAGGUUUCCAAACGUAUCCCGAAUACAACAAAACAUACAACGUCUUUUAUUCCACUCCUUCGUGCUAUGUAAAGGCAGUCAAUCCAGCUAAUGCUCAAUUGGAUGUUAAAAAAGAUGGUGAUUUCUUCCCAUAUAAUGAAAACAAUCAUAUCUUCUGGUCUGGUUACUAUACAUCAAGGUCUACGCUGAAGAGGUUUGAAAGAACUGGAAACAAUAUUUUACAGGCUGCCCAGCAAAUCAAUGCUUUUGGAAAAAUGAUGAACUUUGUCGAUGGAGAUCAGGCUGAAGAAAAUUUACGCAGUUUGAGGGAAGCUGUGGGUACCAUGCAGCACCAUGACGCAAUUACCGGAACGGAGAAAGAACGGGUUGCCAAAGAUUAUUCGAGAAUUUUAACCAGUGCUAUUAGGACGACCGAAGAAAAUAUCGGAGGAAUUAUAGGGAAAAUUCUUAAAAAAGAAAAUGCUACAGAUAUUAAUCUACCAUUAUCGACAUGCUUACUAGCUAAUAUUAGUGUUUGUGAAGACACAAUGAAGGAUCGUUCUAUUAUAGUGCUUUAUAAUCCUCUGCCACGAUUCGUAUGGUACGAUAUAAGAGUACCUGUUCAAAAUGCAAACUUUACACUUACCGGUUGUUAUGGUGAGGAAGACUUUGAAAUUGUUAAACAUAUGAAGUAUCCAUUGGAAUUCAACACAACAAGUGAAUAUGAACUUGUAAGUCACCUGCAACUUCACCCGAUGGGACUAAAAGUAUUUUAUUUGGAAAAAACUAGCAAUAAAUCAGUGGCUUUAGAAACUAAGUACCUUUCAGGAAACAAAACUUUCACUUUACAAAAGGAGAACAUGAAAUUAACAUAUGAUAAAACAACUUCAAAACAGAAACUAACAACAAGCAAAAAAACUGAAAAUAUUGUUCAAGAAUUUUUAUAUUAUCGCAGCAAUAAUGGUUCAGCUGAUAAUAUUACCUCAGGAGCGUACAUUUUCAGACCCGAAAGUGGUACUCAAGCCGUACUCAUUCCAGAAGAUUCAGACGAAGUUGGUUAUAUUCAAGGAAAUAUAGUAUCAGAAGUACAACAACGUUUUGGAAAGUAUGUAGUACAGACGAUGAGGAUGAUGUCUGAUAGUAUCAAUGGUGUGGAUUUGGAGUAUAUUGAAUAUGAUUGGAUGGUAGGCCCACUGGAUAACACUACAGUCGAUACGGUUCACAGCAUCGGAAAAGAAAUAGUUAAACGUUACUAUAUCGAGGAAAUUAAAAACAACAAGACCUUUUACACUGAUUCCAAUGGCAGACAAUUAAUUAAAAGAAUAAGAAAUGAUCAUGAAUUCCACGAUGAUGAUGUAGAAGCUGCUUCGUCUAAUUAUUAUCCAGUUACGUCAAAGAUUUCUAUAGAAGACAUCAAAAGUGACUUAAAGCUCUCCAUAUUAACUGACAGAUCACAAGGAGGAACGAGUUUAAAAGACGGGGAAGUAGAAUUAAUGCUCCAUCGAAGGACUUUAAAGGACGACUACAAAGGUGUAGAGGAACCUCUACAAGAAAUGGAAUUUGAUAAUUAUAUUGUCGUUAGAGGUUCGCAUUACUUGACAAUGGGUUCUUCAGGAGUUUCUAAAUAUGAAAGGAUUCUGGCUCUUAACAAAUUAACACAACCAUGGGUGCUAACAGCUGAUGCUACUUCUGAAGACUUAUCUCUAGAACAACUUCAAAAGAAUAUUAACUUCGAGUGGACUGGUCUACAAGAAUACGAUGGUUAUCGUGGACUAGAUUGGCAAGUUAACAUUUUGAAUUUCGAGCCAUGGAAAGAUGAUACUUAUCUUUUGCGAUUGGAACACAUUUUUUCGUAUGAUGAAGACACAGAAAUGGCAGAAAAAGUAACAGUAGAGUUAAAGAAUUUGUUCAGACCGUACUUAAUUUCAUCAAUAAAAGAAUUGAGUCUCGGAGCCAAUCAGGAGAUCGAAGCGGAUUUUGAGGAUUAUAAUUAUCAAAUUACCUUGGGACCAAUGAAGAUAAGAACUUUUUUGGUAACAUUUGAAAAGCAAAAUCCCAAACAUAUGGAUGCUUUAUAAAAAAAUAUUAAAACUUUAAAACCCAACCAUAAACAUUCUGCAAUGUAUAAAAAUAAAUAAUUGUAUUUAGCAGGUCCUUAUUUUAGUACACAUUAAUGUAUUAAUCUGUAUUUUAUUAACCCCUAUGUUAUAAGUUACUAUUAAACAUAGUUUUUCAAUACAAA